Molecule: messenger RNA, 357 nt
Organism: Anisakis simplex (herring worm)
Lineage: Eukaryota; Metazoa; Nematoda; Chromadorea; Rhabditida; Anisakidae
Source: the annotation of a GenBank genome assembly
GUUUCGCUAACGAGCGAUUUUAUCGCUGGUUUCUGUGGUGAAACUGAUCGUGAUCAUCUGCAAACGCUGGAGUUGAUUCGUCACGUUAAGUAUUCGUUCUGUUAUGUGUUCCCAUACAGUAUGCGCGAGAGAACGAGAGCGUAUCAUCGACUGAACGAUGAUGUUCCAUUGGAAGUUAAACAACAGAGGCAUUUAGAGCUAGCGAAAGUGUUUCGUGAACAAUCUCUGAUCCUUAAUAAAUCUCUUAUCGGUAGUGUGCAGCUUGUUCUGGUUGAAUCGGUUUGUUUUAUGAUUGCAGUAUUACUAAGGAAUUUUCAUUCAUUGCUUUAUACAUCUAUUCGUCACAAUCCCUUUUGA